UUCCACCAUUAACUGAAACCAAUUCCAAAUCAAACCCCCAACCACACUCUUCACUCUCCCCCAGCCCCCUUCCCCCUUCUCACUGAACGAGGCAAACAAACUCCCAUUUCCUUUUUAUGGAUCCCGACCAUUCACCUUCUUCUUCUUCCUCUCACCUCCUCCCCCAACCUAAACCACUCGACCAUUCUUCUCCUUCACCUUCUUCUCCUUCUCCUUCUUCCUCUAACCCUUCCGAUUCUUCUCCUAAUAACAACAACAACAAUAAUGGCGCCCGUAAACGAAAAGGCAAAGGCGGCCCCGACAACAACAAAUUCCGUUACCGUGGCGUCCGUCAACGCAGCUGGGGUAAAUGGGUUGCCGAGAUUCGUGAGCCCCGUAAACGUACCCGCAAGUGGCUCGGUACUUUCUCCACCGCUGAAGACGCCGCUCGUGCUUACGACCGCGCUGCCAUCAUCCUCUACGGCUCCCGUGCCCAACUCAACCUCCAAUCCACUUCUCCUAAUAAUAAUUAUUCUUCCUCUAAUUCAUCCUCUUCCUCCUCCUCCUCCUCCCGUUCCUCCUCCUCCACCUCCCUCCGCCCUCUCCUCCCACGCCCCGCCCUCUCCUCCACCUUCUCCUUCUCCUCCAUGGCUUCUUCUCUCCCCCUUAUGCCCUCCCCUCAAUCUUUCACCGCCAUCUAUCCACCUCCUCCUUCCUUAAUAUAUCCUAAUCUCCUACAUAAUCAAUACCCAGCACAAGUUACCCAACACCCCACCCACGAAAUAAUUACGUCUUCCACUACUACUGUUACUAAUUCCACUCCACCUAUUUCUACUAUUGCCACUCCCUCUUCACCAACAACCUCGUAUUCCCAAAACCCUAAUAAUCCCACCUUGCUUCUUUCUUCCCCACUUCCACCUCUACCUUCAGAUCUCAUUCUUGGGCCUAUUGGGCCUUCUUCUCCCGCCGUUGGAUGGCCCUCUUUGGACGUCAACGAUGACGAUUAUCUUCCUUCUCUUUGGGACUACCACGAUCCUUUCUUCUUUGAUUUCUGA
Molecule: messenger RNA, 1034 nt
Organism: Cucumis sativus (cucumber)
Lineage: Eukaryota; Viridiplantae; Streptophyta; Magnoliopsida; Cucurbitales; Cucurbitaceae
Product: ethylene-responsive transcription factor ABI4
Exons: 1
Coding region: 117-1034 (305 amino acids)
Biological process (GO): positive regulation of DNA-templated transcription; response to stress
Cellular component (GO): nucleus
Molecular function (GO): DNA-binding transcription factor activity; transcription cis-regulatory region binding
Source: RefSeq, a predicted model, not a curated record